Messenger RNA from Drosophila nasuta, 659 nucleotides. RefSeq lists its product as uncharacterized. The record is from RefSeq and is a predicted model, not a curated record. The transcript is spliced from 2 exons. The coding region runs from base 55 to 258 and encodes 67 amino acids. Lineage: Eukaryota; Metazoa; Arthropoda; Insecta; Diptera; Drosophilidae.
GAUUGCCUGGAAGCGCUUCUGCUGGCACAGCAGCUGCAGCAGCUGCAACUGUCGAUGCGCAGUGGUCGUGUGAGUGACAGUCAGAUGGGAGGCGUUGCCAAUGGCGGUCAUCUGCUUGGUCUCAUUGCAUUCGCACCUUCUACCUGGGCAACAGCUACGACGUUCACAAUGGGCAAGCAACAGCCUCAGAUCACCCUCAUUCAGCAGCAGCAUCAGCAACAACAGCGACAGACAUGUCCUUGGUCAACAGCACCUUGAGAAACACAUCAUCAACCACCAUUAACAGCAACAGCAUCGCAAUCAACUCUUCGGCUUCAGCAGUUAAUAGCCAUCAUUCACCAGAAACAUAUUCCAUAUAGAGAGAGAUCACCACAAUAUACAAUUUAGUAAUGUAUAUUAUACAAUAUACAAGAGUCACAAGUGCAAAAUUUCUCCAACACUCUUCUUAAGAUUGUAAUUUCAAAAUUCGCUUGAAGCAGAGAGCUUCGAGUAUUGUGUAGAAUUUAUCUUUGAUCAACUUUAGCCCAACCCAUCAAAAGGAAACAGCCGCUGGAAACAAUGAAUUUGUAGUAAUUCCAUGUACGAUAUAUAUACUAUGUAAAUUAUAAACAAUUUAAUAUUAAUAAUUAAACAAAAAAGUUGAUUAGUUUGUAAAUACA